Messenger RNA from Rotaria socialis, 1101 nucleotides. The record is from the annotation of a GenBank genome assembly. Lineage: Eukaryota; Metazoa; Rotifera; Eurotatoria; Philodinida; Philodinidae.
AUGGAUAGAAAGCGUGCACCAUUACCACCACCAUUACCAUCAUUUGUUCUUCGUUCUUUUGCAUCUGGAGUGACAUGUGUUAAAUAUGAUUUAAGAGAUUCAUUACGUCUCUACGUAGCUGAACAAGAGGGUUCAGUUUACUUAUAUAAUCUUCGUACACGUCAACCGAUUCUUACAUUGCCGGAUGCUCACACAUCAACAAUACUUGGUUUAAGUCAAUUGAUUGAUAGAAAUAAAUUAGUAACAUUUAGUAAAGAUGGUUUUGUUAAGAUUUGGAAUGAUAAUGGCCAAUGCGAAUGGAAUUAUCAAACACAUCAUUGUUCAUUUUCAAACUGUGAUAUUAUUUCACCGAAUCUGAUUCUUGCUCCAAUUGGUAAUAACAAUUCAACAAUUGCAGCAUUUGAUUAUCAAUGUGCUAAUCCUAUCGUUAAAAAAUUUACUCCUCUAUCAACAGAUAUUAAUAAUGGAAUGGUAAUGAAAUUACGUGUCUACGAUAAUCGUUUACUUUUUGUUGUUUAUGAAAGUGGUUCAUUAAAUGUCUUUGAUAUUCUAACGACGAAACAACUGGAUGCAUAUCAAAUAACAUCGGAUCACGAGCCAGUAACAGCUAUGGAUGUCGUUUGUGAUACUUGCAUAUGUGGUACAACAAAAUCAGAUUUAAUCUCAAUUGAUUUUUCAUCAUCAUCAUCAAAAUUACAACCAACACCAACAUUUCGUCAUAUAGAUUUGCCAAACGCUGGCACAAGUUUUAUACGAUGUCGACCUGAUGACGGAAAAUUGAUCGCUGCCGCUGGUUGGGAUUCAAGAGUCAGAUUAUUUCGAAGAGAAACCGGAAAACAAUUAGCUAUGCUUGAUCUACAUCGACAACAAGUGAAUUCAAUUGAUUUCGAUUUUCAUACAAGACAAAUAGUUUGUGCAAGUGAAGAUCGAACUGUAUCGAUUUGGGAUGUUUAUAAUAAUGAAUUAGAAUUAUCUAAUGAUGAUGAAACUGCUGAGAAAAUUCUCGAUGCUAAAAAACCAGCUCACUGUAAAGCUUUGGGAAGACACGUGGAACCGUUCAAUGAAGAACCAUGGAUGGAGAAUCGUACAGAGAUUGUUUGA